Messenger RNA from Rubroshorea leprosula, 1174 nucleotides. The record is from the annotation of a GenBank genome assembly. NCBI's taxonomy places the organism in Eukaryota, Viridiplantae, Streptophyta, Magnoliopsida, Malvales, Dipterocarpaceae.
AGUUUAGAGAGUAUUGUAUUGAAUAUUUUUACCUAUCUACAUGAACUUUAACUAGAGAUUUUGAUCUUUGAGAGAUCUUUGUUUGUAAUCCUCUUCUUGUGCUAUUAGUGAGUGAUCUUGGGGGUGUGUUGAUUCCUUCAAGAGUGAUCUGUAGAGAGGAUCUUUGGGGUUUAAGUAUAAAGGGGUCUAGACAAAAAUCUGUGGAGCAUAGAUUACCAAUCAGAGAAGGCUUUAAACCUUUCAAGCAGCCCUUCAGACGAAUGUCUCCAGAAGCCACUUUGAAAGUUAAAGAAAAGAUAAAGCGACUGCUAAAGGUUGGUUUUGUUGAAACUUCCAAAUAUGUGGAGUGGUUAUCUAAUGUGAUCCCCAUGGUUAAAAAGAAUGGCAAGCUAAGAAUUUAUGCAUACUUCAGUAAUCUGAAUCUGACAACACCGAAAGAUGAAUAUUCUAUGCCUAUUGCAGAUUUGCUGGUAGACGAUGUAGCACGCCAUCAAAUUCUAUCAUUCGUUGAUGGCCACAAUGGAAUUCAGCCUGAAGUUAUCAAGGGGCAAACUUUAGCAGAUUUUCUAGUAGAUCAUUUGUGCCUCAAAGUAAAAGCGGAUGAGAAAAAGGCGAACCCGGCUCCAAUCCAGGUCGCUAACCCAGGUGUGACCUGGAUUCAUUGCUCAUGGGUUCGUGAAGAACCCAAGCUUAGGUGGAUUCAUCUUGGGUUCUUAACGAACCCAGGUGCGCGCUGGGUUCUUCAAAAACCCAAGACUAACCUAGCCCGUGCCUGGGUUCCCGACGAGCCUAGCGCUACCUGGGUGGGUUCGUCCUGGGUUCAUGAUGAACCUAGGUGGACCUGGGUUCCCGUCUACAAUGCACUAGGUGCAAGCUGGGUGGAAACCGAACAAAGAUCCCAGAGUUCAAUCAAGAAGAAGAAGACGAAGAAUCCAGGGCUCCUUGCGGGUUUUGCAAACCCAGCAACUGGGUUUCGCGAAGAACCCAGAUUUGGGUUUCAUGAAGAACCCAGAUUUGGGUUUCAUGAACCCAGGUCUUGGGUUCCUCAUGGAACCCCAUUGCUAGGUUCGCGGAGGAAGAAGGCUGGGAAAGAGGAAAGGGCAGAGGGAUAAGAGAGAAAAAGGGAGGAAGAAGAAGAAGAAGAAUAUAAUAAUAAUAAAUUAUGUGGGUUUUU